AUGGGUUUUGUGACCGCUCACGCUGAGACGCAAUCGUUCGCUCACCAGGCCGGCUGGCUUCAUGAUAAACAUGAUUUGACCAAGUCGAGGACUUUGGCACUUCCUUCGCAGUCGGUUCCCAAGCAGGGUCAGGCCCCAAAGGUCUCUGAAAACACCGAAUCAGCAACCAACUACAAUGGUCCAUCUCCAAACCACAUCGCUAACAAUCUCUGGGGCCCCGUCCGACCCAUCAAGUGGUUCAUGGGACACAUUGAUGUCACCGGACGAUCCAUGUUCAAGUCUAUGGAUCACCAGGGUCAGUACUUUGGUUCUCUGACUCCCGGAGCUUCGCUCAGAUUCGCUAAUGGACACACUGAGCAUCCUAGUGGUGCUUCUCGAUGCUGGAAGGAACGAUUCGCGCUGAUGAUGUGCUCCCGAGAAAUGAGCUCCGAGCGAGCAACCAAUGGACCCUGCGCUAAGGAAGCCUACUUCUUUGAACGAUGCCAGACAUACAAAUCUGAUACCGACAUGCACAGAAACGCGAAAAUUAUUUAUGCCGACGAGUACUUCGGUGAUUUGACAAAUCAGUACAACUCGCAGGCUUUCGAAAACAACUUCGGUUGGAACAAAUUCGGCUUCUCUGGCCAGAAAGGUGGCAUUCCUCACCCAGACAACCUCUCCUUCGGACACGUCUAA
Oikopleura dioica is the source of this 675-nucleotide messenger RNA. The record is from the annotation of a GenBank genome assembly. NCBI's taxonomy places the organism in Eukaryota, Metazoa, Chordata, Appendicularia, Copelata, Oikopleuridae.